Messenger RNA from Lolium rigidum, 961 nucleotides. RefSeq lists its product as uncharacterized. The transcript is spliced from 5 exons. The coding region runs from base 41 to 655 and encodes 204 amino acids. NCBI's taxonomy places the organism in Eukaryota, Viridiplantae, Streptophyta, Magnoliopsida, Poales, Poaceae. The record is from RefSeq and is a predicted model, not a curated record.
UCGGGUGGAACAGAGAAGAGACCGAGAUAGACGGAGAUAGAUGGGAGAGGCCUCGCCGGAGUCCAGCGGCGCGGCGGCCGGAGGGCCGUCUAUCCCGGCGCCGCCGAGGAAGGGGAAGUCGUGCAAGGGCUGCCUCUACUACUCCUCGGUGCUCAAAUCCCGGGGAUACAACCCCAUCUGCGUGGGGAUCCCUCGCUCCAUCCCGCAAGUCCCGGGCUUCGUGGUGGAAGAGCCCAGGGAGGAGGUCGCGGCGCAGGGGCAUGAUCUGAGGCAGUUCAAGUACGCGUGCGCCGGUUACUCGAUGUUCGUCGACGACAGAGACGGCAAGAGCGGCGGGGACGAGGCCAAGGCGCUGCUGCCUUAUUGCCAGGGGCUCGAGCUAUUGGUGGACAGCAGAAUAGUUGAGAAAAGUUCACCUGCGGUGGACCAUGCUUCAACACGUAAUACAAAGGAAGCUGCUGCAACCCACCCCCAGCCCCAGGGCCAGGAGCAAGGACAGAAACCACAGCUCGCAAGACAGGAAUUCAUGGCGAGGUACAAGAGGAGCGCCGGGCUGGUGGCUUCAGGAGUCGUGAAGAAUAUGGGCAAAGCAGGUGCAUAUAUCAAACAAAACAUCGAGGACAUAGUUUCCAUGGACCGACGACCUCCCAAGUAGGGACUGCUUGGGUGCUCGUCUAUUUCUGGGCUGGGGCGCUGAAGAAAAUUGCCCAUCUACAUGAAGGAAAAAAGCUACCUAGCAUGCAUCACACUCUUACUGGCACUUUUUUCUGGGGCGUGCUACUGGAUUCCUUUUGAUGUAUUGUUUUGUAAUUUAUGGAAACAUAGGGUUCUGAUGAUGUACAUGCGUCUUGACAGUGUUUCGAGCAGAUAUCGGAUCUGGUCCGUGGGUUGCUCAAUAAUAUGUCAACUGCCAUUUAUUCCAAAGGUUGAGAAAAAAAAUGUGGAACCAUCAAGCAUGCUA